AUCCAAAAAAAAAAAAAAAAGGACGCUUUAUCAUCACAAACCGAGGAAGAUUUAUACAUUCAAAUGAAAGAAUUAGAAAAACAACUAGAAUUUCUCGACAUAUAAGAAGAAUUUAUAAAAGACGACUAAAAAAAGCUCAAACGUGAACUAAUUCGUUCAAAGGAAGAGCUUAAAAGAAUCCAAUCAGUCCCUUUAGUAAUCGGUCAUUUUAUAGAAAUGAUAGACGAAUUACAUGCUUUAGUAUCAUCUUCUGGAGGUUCAACUUAUUACGUGAGAGUAUUAUCGACAUUAGAUAGAGAAUAAUUAAAGCCUUCAACCAGUAUUGCGUUACAUCGUCAUUCACAUUCUAUUGUUGAUAUAUUACCCAGUGAAAGUGAUUCGUCAAUAUAAAUGAUGCAAGUUACUGAAAAACCGGAUGUUUCAUAUUAGGAUAUAGGAGGUUUGGAUUAAUAGAAAUAAGAAAUGAAAGAAGCAGUUGAAUUACCACUAACUUAUCCAGAACUUUACGAAUAAAUAGGAAUAGAUCCUCCAAGAGGUGUCCUUCUGUAUGGACCACCAGGUACUGGAAAGACUAUGAUGGCAAAGGCUGUAGCUCAUCAUACUACAGCGGCUUUUAUAAGAGUUGUGGGAUCGGAGUUUGUUUAGAAAUAUUUAGGAGAAGGACCAAGAAUGGUCAGAGAUGUUUUCAAAUUAGCAAGAGAAAAUUCACCAAGUAUUAUUUUUAUUGAUGAAGUAGAUGCUGUAGCAACAAAAAGAUUCGAUGCAUAAACUGGAGCUGAUAGAGAAGUCUAAAGAGUUUUAAUUGAAAUUUUAAAUUAAAUGGAUGGAUUCGAUUAAACAACUAAUGUAAAAGUUAUUAUGGCUACUAAUAGAUAAGAUACACUAGAUCCAGCUUUAUUAAGACCGGGAAGAUUGGAUAGAAAAAUAGAAUUCCCGUUACCAGAUAGAAGAUAAAAAAGACUAAUUUUCUAAACUGUAUCAGCAAAAAUGAAUAUGGCAGAAGAUGUAGAUUUAGAAUCAUAUGUUAGUAGACCUGAAAAAUUAUGUUGUGCUGAUAUUACCGCUAUUUGUCAAGAAGCCGGUAUGUAAGCUGUUAGAAAAAACAGAUAUGUUAUUACAUAAAAAGAUUUUGAUAAAGCCUAUAAAAUUGUUAUUAGGAAAUCAGAUAAAGAAUAUUAAUUUUAUAAAUGAUAUUUUUUUUAUUUUAGAUAUAAUUUACCAUAAAUUCAGAUAUUUAUGUUAUUACAUAUAUAUUUUAUAAACAUAUAAAAACAUAGAAUUCU
Messenger RNA from Ichthyophthirius multifiliis, 1283 nucleotides. RefSeq lists its product as hypothetical. Lineage: Eukaryota; Ciliophora; Oligohymenophorea; Hymenostomatida. Gene Ontology annotation, biological process: proteasome-mediated ubiquitin-dependent protein catabolic process. The transcript is spliced from 3 exons. Gene Ontology annotation, cellular component: proteasome regulatory particle, base subcomplex. Gene Ontology annotation, molecular function: ATP binding; ATP hydrolysis activity; proteasome-activating activity. The record is from RefSeq and is a predicted model, not a curated record.